GGCAUCGUUUCUACCCGACGGCGAGGUAUGGGUAGCACGCUUGAGCGCCAUCCAUUUUCAGGGCUAGUUCAUUCGAUGAACUAACACCUUUUGUGGUGUCUGAUGAGCGUGCAUUCCGGCACCUUAACCUCGCGUUCGGUUCAUCCCGCAUCGCCAGUUCUGCUUACCAAAAAUGGCCCACUAGUAACGUUUCGUUACUGCUAUCCUGAGGGAAACUUCGGCAGGAACCAGCUACUAGAUGGUUCGAUUAGUCUUUCGCCCCUAUACCCAAAUUUGACGAUCGAUUUGCACGUCAGAACCGCUGCGAGCCUCCACCAGAGUUUCCUCUGGCUUCGCCCUAUUCAGGCAUAGUUCACCAUCUUUCGGGUCCCCACAUUUACGCUCUUACUCAAAUCCAUCCGAAGACAUCAGGAUCGGUCGAUGGUGCGCCCCACGAGGGGGCUCCCACCUCCGUUCGCUUUCACUGCGCGCACGGGUUUGACACCCGAACACUCGCGUAGAUGUUAGACUCCUUGGUCCGUGUUUCAAGACGGGUCGUUUACAACCAUUAUGCCAGCGUCCGAGCCGAAGCGCGUUCCUCGGUCUAGGCUGGCCGCAUUGCACCCCUGGCUAUAAGGUGCCCCGGAGGGCACUACAUUCCAGGGGCCUUUGACCGGCCGCCCAAACCGACGCUGGCCCGCCCACGGGGAAGUACACCGGCACGAAUGCCGGCUGA
Aspergillus sclerotioniger CBS 115572 is the source of this 715-nucleotide messenger RNA. The record is from RefSeq and is a predicted model, not a curated record. Lineage: Eukaryota; Fungi; Ascomycota; Eurotiomycetes; Eurotiales; Aspergillaceae.